Messenger RNA from Varanus komodoensis (Komodo dragon), 1532 nucleotides. Its product is annotated as transferrin receptor protein 1-like. Gene Ontology annotation, cellular component: external side of plasma membrane. The record is from RefSeq and is a predicted model, not a curated record. The transcript has 4 exons. Gene Ontology annotation, biological process: iron ion transport; intracellular iron ion homeostasis. Lineage: Eukaryota; Metazoa; Chordata; Lepidosauria; Squamata; Varanidae. The annotation marks the transcript as partial.
AGUGACCUGCAGGGCCUGGGCUUGGACCUCCAGUGGCUUUUUGGGGCCCAUGGAGAUUUCACUCGAGCCGUCACUGGCCUGACGGAAGAUUUCGGAAACACUGACCUGGACAACAAGCUUGCUUGUCGUGAGCUGAAUGACCGGAUCAUGAAGGUGGAGUACCACUUCCUCUCCCCGUAUGUCUCUCCCACGGACGUUCCCUUCCGCCACGUCUUUUUUGGUUCCGGCCCCCACACUCUGCAAGCGCUGGUGGACCACCUCCGCCUCCGGAGAACCAAGCCAGACGCCUUCAACGAGACCCUGUUCAGGAACCAGCUGGCCCUGGCCACGUGGAUCAUCCAGGGGGCUGCCAAUGCCCUCUCGGGGGACAUCUGGAACAUAGACAAUGAGUUCUGAGGUGGCCGAGCGCUUCAGGGGCGCCGCCACAGGGGGCCUCUCCUCCUACGUAGUAGCACAUCGCAGAGUCCCCUUAGUCCAGGGGCAGGUGACAUCCCUUUGGGGGUCCUCUGUUGCGGGCUCCAGGCUGGGGCAGCAGGACAAACCGCAGGCAGGCCGCUCUCGACUCUUCCUGCCCCCCUCCCUGUCUUCCUCCUCUUCCUCCUCUACAGGAGGACUGCCAUGAAAGGGGCGGAUCGCUCAUGCCCUAGGUCUGAACUCAUGCUGUACAGAGGCCUCUGGCACAAGGUUGGAGGCCCUUGGAACGGGCUGUGCCUCCUUGACUCUGCUCCUCUGGGCAUGUGCAGAGGCCCGGACUGAAACGCCCCCUGGCUGGGGACCCUCUGGCCCAGGGGCCAGACCUGUCCUUUGGGGUUCCUCAGAUGGCCAGGCUGCCCUCUGUUGGCCCGUCUCCUGGCUUUUUCAAAGCUUUGUCCCUGCCUCAACCAUUGAAAUGCCCCCCCCUUAGUGAUGGGCAGGAGGAGAUCAAAGCUGGGAGCUCCUGGCAUUUUGCACCCCUCCUCUGUUACCUUUGGCCCCGCCCAGCAUGUGAAGUGACCUCGAGAGUUUCUCCCAAGUUGAAAUGGGCCCUCACACUGCAAGUUUCCCAGCUCCCAACUCGGUGCAGUUCAAAGCACGUCAUAACGUCCUGGAAUGAAUUUUGCUGUGAAUUAGAACUGCUCCUGGCAGCAUGGGCUAUGCGGGCUUUGGAUGAUGGGUGUUGGUCCAAGCCUACCAGUAGAUGCCUGGUGGGGGAAGGCAUGCCUGCAGGACAGGUGGGCUGGGGGCAGAGCAGUCUAUCUGUCGUAUGAGGCGAGGAACUGCCUCAAGUCGACCAAGAAGGGAUGGCCUGGGCCCAUGCAUGAGUUUGCACUCAGCUAGUUCUGUUCUUUUCCUACUUCUAAUGCAGGUAUUUUAAAUAUUUUACUGAUUUAAUUAUGCCAUUCACUUUUGUAUAUUCCUAUGACUGAUUUAAUGGUUUAUCUUUUAACGCUGUGAGCCAUCCUGAGCCCCAACACUGGGAAUAGGUGGGAUAGACAUACAUGUUAUCAUAAUAGUGGUUUUUUAUUUUUUGCAAAACAGUAAUUUAACGCACA